AUGACCAAAGACACUGCCCCUACCACCCCGCCCAACCAACUCACUCGGAUACCUGAGGACAAUACAACACAAUCUGUUCGAAGGGAAUCAUCUCGACUCCGAACCCCUGUUGUCCGUGCCGGUUACGUCCAACCCCAAAAUGAUUAUCGUCGGUCUCUUGUUGCCAAAGGCACCUCAAAGCAAACCCAAAUCCUGGAUCAAACGGUUACUCAAGUUUCCAAACGCACUGGCCAAGCGGUGGAUAUUGAUCUUGCCCAGGAUUCCGAUGAAGAAAACGAAAAAGUCACCAAAAAGACAACCAGAAAACCAAAAGAUGGGUACGACCAUCCACGCAGUUUCUUUUACCUUCCUGGAACCGGUCCAAAACAGGCCCCGGAUGCAAUGACUUGGGCCUGUCGAUGGUGCCCAAAUGCAUACCUAGCACAAGCAAAUUCCAACUACAACCUCAAGAUUCAUCGGGAUGGGUCAAACAAUAAAGGAACUAUAAGGUCAGCCUGCCCAGGAAGAGCCAAGGCCAUUGAGGCCGGUUGCAAACUCCCACCAACAGCAUUGGAACUUGUCAAAGAAGCCGCCAAGAACCAAACCGAAACCGCUGGAAAUCUGAACGCUUAUACCUCAAAAGGAUGCUACAACAACGAUACAAUGAACAAGCUCAUUGUAAUCUGGGUCGUUAGACAUUCUCUUCCGUGGAUUCGAAUUGAAGAUUAUCUUCUCCGAGAAUCUGAAUCAAAAAUAUCAAUUGGGUCGGAUGUUUGGACCACUAAAGGCAGUCACAAGGCGUUCAUAGGUAUUUCUUGCUGCUACAUCAAUAAGAACUGGACCUUUGUUUCUCAGCAUCUUGCGAUCAACAACAACUUUACUAUGGCUAAGGAAGUAGCCUCAAUCUUCUUGAGCGCCGAUUUCACCCAAUGGGAUGUGGAACAGAACCACCAUCGCUGUAUCUGCCAUGUAAUUGCUCUAAUCUUAGGAGCUGGGCUCAAGGCACUGAAGCUUUCAAGAAAGAUCCUCCAGCCUGAAAAGACCGACCAACAUUUUCCCAAUAAUAACAGAAGAAAAGGAGAGUUAUUCAUGGACAAUGAUGUUGAUGAUGCCACUUCAGGGAUAGGGUUGACCCUCAAGAAGAUCGAUUACAUAUGUCGUCAAAUAGCCUCCUCACCACAGAAGCAGGCUGAGUGGAAAUUAUGGGCAAGUAAGCUUGGCUAUAACGGUUGUGAAGUCAUCAGCGGCUAUGGAAUACGCUGGAACAUUGCUUAUGAGAGUCGUCAGAGAGCCUGGGAGGGCAGACGGUCUUGUGAGUUGAGCUCAAAGGAGUGGGAGGAUGUGAAUAACUUGAACCUAGUUCUCAAGGUCAGAUAA
Molecule: messenger RNA, 1356 nt
Organism: Puccinia graminis f. sp. tritici CRL 75-36-700-3
Lineage: Eukaryota; Fungi; Basidiomycota; Pucciniomycetes; Pucciniales; Pucciniaceae
Exons: 8
Coding region: 1-1356 (451 amino acids)
Source: RefSeq, a predicted model, not a curated record